Molecule: messenger RNA, 1044 nt
Organism: Letharia columbiana
Lineage: Eukaryota; Fungi; Ascomycota; Lecanoromycetes; Lecanorales; Parmeliaceae
Exons: 1
Coding region: 1-1044 (347 amino acids)
Source: RefSeq, a predicted model, not a curated record
AUGCCACCGCCACCGAAUACCAAGAAAGGCUAUGAGCACCUCGAGCGGUUGGAGUGGCCGGAAGAUCUGCUAGGUCCAAAUUACUGGAAACCCAAUUCUACCCUCAUAUCGGAGCUAUCGCAGGAUUUCAAAGGAAAAGUAGGUCGCGUUACGGAAUCAUGCAUACGUUUCUACCAGAAAGUCAACCACCAGCAAGCACCGAUGAUCAGUGGCGACAAGAAUGACCCGGAUGCUAUUCAUGCUCUGCAAUUUGCGAUGAAUCGUCAAGACGAGCUUGAAAAAGCGAUCGAAUCGCCCAACGAGCAUCCGACUCAGCCACUCUUGUUGUGGCUAUACGAACGCAAAAGAUCUUUGGUCAAGGCGAUGCAAGCUGUUGUGGUUGCUGAGGAGGGCGAGAUGUACGAUUUGGCAAACAAGGAACCCUGGAAGGCGAAGCUCGCGGACAUGACGAGUGAACACGUUGAACACCUAAGGUUCAUCUUCCGUACCGUGAUGGCCAGAAUUGACAUCGUGCUGGGGGAUAAGGCGAAUGUUAAGAGCGAGAAAAUUCAGCCAACCCCCAGAGUAGCCAUUGUACAGCCUGGGGUGACGGGGAUCAAUUUCCCAACCGCACCAUCCGUCUCGUUCUGGAAGAUAGACAAUUCGCUGAUGGAGAACUCAACAUUGGAGAUGCGCCAGGCAGCAUUGGCAACGUAUCACCAAGGCCGAGUAAUGAGUGCAGGUAGAAACAAUAUCCCAGUCACUGAACCAAAGCCCUUACCCCCUGUGUUCAAUGUCACCGUGCGAGCUAUGAGCCUCACAAUCCGUAGUAUCGACUUGGUGUGGGUUGAAAGACAAGGGGGUUUGCCCAAGGCAAAAGAGCGAAGGCUUCUCGCUUGGCUUCGGGAAAGGAAAAAUGCCGCUGUCGAUCUCCGGUUCGCCUUCAUAGAGUUUCACCUCCCAUUAGAAUUGCACCGACGCACUGUUCAGAUUGAUAAUUUUGGUCUGAUAUUCGUGUCGAAAAAGGGCAAGUACUCGGAGUGGGGAAGGUUGUUUCUCUUGUAG